AUGCGAUCCCUCCUCUGGGCCCUGUUGGGUCUGAGCGUGGUUCCCCAGGUGUUCGCCGGGGACACGCUUAGCACCAAGGGUUUUCAACUGUGCAUGACAGAUUCAUCAAUCAAGGUCGACCAACUUGAUAUUUCCUACUCACGCUCAACGAGAGCUCUGACCUUCGACGUGGCUGGUUCCAGCUCGAAGCAACAGAAAGUCAACGCGACUUUGACAGUGACCGCGUAUGGCAACCAAAUCUACUCUAAAUCUUUUAAUCCGUGUGGUGAUGAUGUCCACGUCGCCAAGCUUUGUCCGGUGAGCGCCGGCUCUUUUUCCGCACAGGGACAAAUCAACGUCCCCGCCGACUACGCCAGUGAAAUUCCCUCAAUCGCUUUCAGUAUCCCCGAUCUUGACGGCCAGGCAAAGCUCGUUCUACAGUCAUCCGAGAGCGACGAAAACCUGGCAUGCGUUGUUUCCCAAUUGUCUAAUGGAAGGUCAACCAAUGUGAAAGGGGUGGCUUGGGCCUCAGCUGGAGUUGCGGCAGGUGCCCUAGCUCUAAGUGGUAUCUCCGCUAUGGGAGCCGCUGGACACCCUGGUGCAUCAUCAUCCAGCCCAGGUUUUGGAGACGUGAUGGGUUGGUUCCACACAAUGGCUACCAAUGGUAUGCUGAGUGUCAGCUAUCCCACCGUUUACACCAGUUUUUCUAGGAAUUUUGCUUGGAGCACGGGCCUCGUUUCUUGGGACGGCCUGCAGAACUCCAUUGACAGCUUCCGCCAAUCCACUGGCGGAAACCUUACCAACGAGAAUCUAGCCUACCUGACCAGUCUGAAUGGUGGUAGUACUAAUUCUUCCUCCACCAAGCGAAGUUUGGAUAUCAUGCGCCGUUCAGUUCAAUUGAUCCCCCGAUCGGACUCGAAUAGCAGCAGCAGCACAUCGGAGGUGGACAGGUUGAAAGAACUGGCCGAGGAGCUGAUGAUCCCUUCAGCUAACAUUUUUAUGACGGUGCUCUUAAUUUUCGCGAUCGUUGUUGGUGUUGUCAUCGUUGGAAUCCUCCUCUUCAAGGUCAUCCUGGAGCUUUGGGCUUUGUACGGCAGACCAUCAGAUAAGCUGACCACCUUCCGGAAGGACUAUUGGGGGUUGAUGGGACGAACCAUAACCAACAUGGUCUUGAUCUUGUACAGUAUUUGGGUGAUGUACUGUAUCUAUCAACUGAAGAAUGGUGAUUCAUGGGCGGCAAAGUUACUGGCAGCCGUGACCUUGGUAGUCUUCACUCUGCUCUUGGCGGGUUUUGCCUGCCGUAUCUUCUACAUGGCUCGCAAGUACAAGAAGACUGAAGGUGACACCGCUGCUCUCUAUGACAACAAAGAGACGUGGCGCAAGUACAGCCUCUUUUACGACAACCUCAAGAAGGAUUUCUGGUGGCUCUUUGUACCAGUCAUCAUCUAUGCUUUGGUUAAGGGGUGCAUCAUUGCCGGUGCGCAGGGCCAUGGUCUGUUCCAAAGUGCUGGUCAAUUGGUCUGUGAGGCCCUGCUGCUUGGACUUCUAGUGUGGAAUCGCCCUUAUGCCCGAAAAUCUACAAUGGGAAUUAACAUUACCAUUCAAAUCGUGCGGGUUCUAUCUGUUGCUUGUGUAUUGGUCUUUGUUGAUGAGCUAAAGCUCUCUCAAACCACGAAGACUGUGACUGGAAUUGUCCUCAUUGUCGUUCAGUCGGUUCUUACAGCUGUCCUUGCGAUAUUGAUUGCUGUUAACGCCAUGAUUUCUCUAUUCCGUGAGAAUAUCCAUGAAAAGCGAAGAAAGGAAGCCGAGAAAGCCAACCGUGACUUGGAUGAUCUCACUCCCUUGGAUGCUCGUGAUUCUCUCUUGAUUGAUCACCCCGAAAGGAGAGAUAUCACAGAGAUGAGCAAAUUCAACUUCACCGGGCCGUAUGAGCCUUACCGGGAUAACCCCAACCGCCCUGAUUCCGCUGGCAGUAAGGAUCGUUUGGUAUAUGCAGACUAUGGUGUCGCACAUAGCCGUUCUUCCAGCCAUGAAUCCCGACAUGACGGUCGCCACAGCCCACCUAUUGAGGGCCAGAAACCAACAACCUUUGGUAUGGCAUACUAG
Molecule: messenger RNA, 2085 nt
Organism: Penicillium angulare
Lineage: Eukaryota; Fungi; Ascomycota; Eurotiomycetes; Eurotiales; Aspergillaceae
Product: transient receptor potential ion channel family protein
Exons: 2
Coding region: 1-2085 (694 amino acids)
Biological process (GO): transmembrane transport; fungal-type cell wall biogenesis
Source: RefSeq, a predicted model, not a curated record